Exserohilum turcica Et28A is the source of this 1005-nucleotide messenger RNA. RefSeq lists its product as uncharacterized. Lineage: Eukaryota; Fungi; Ascomycota; Dothideomycetes; Pleosporales; Pleosporaceae. The transcript has a single exon. The coding region runs from base 1 to 1005 and encodes 334 amino acids. The record is from RefSeq and is a predicted model, not a curated record.
AUGGCGACAGCGCUGGCGCUGCAAGAUACAUGUGCAGAUGUAUAUGCAGAUGCAGAUGCAAGUAAAGAAAAAGAUGAAGAGCAAGAGGAAAAGGAAAAGCCAGACGGAGCUGGAGCUGCAACUGGAACACCGUACCCAAUCCCCCGACACAUGCAUUUCUCCUCGUAUUCACAGCUACCGGAGAUACACAUGGACGGUCGGGCUCAAGCAGCGGAGCGCAGUCAAGUUGUAAUGGCGAUGCCGACAAUGGACCAAGGAUGCGGGACUCGCUGUGUUUCAGGGCCGUCUUGCGGUAUACAUGUGAUUGUACUGUGUGUGGGAGCUGUGUUGUUGGGCGUUUGGGUGCUGGGGUUCGUGGUGUGGCGGUGGAGAGGGGGAGUGGGGAGUGGAGAAUGUGAGGGGGAGGAUAAAGGAUCGUGCUAUUCUUCUUCUUCUUCUUCAUCAUCAUCAUAUUCUUCCUCGAUUGACGACGAAGACGAAGACGAAGACAAAGACAAAGACAAAGACCAACCCCAUCAAGACGAAGAACCGCCAAGCAAACAACAAAACACUGAUACCGUCGCACAACCACCACCACACACUCUCGACUCUAUCCAAGAAAACAUCCCGGUAAUUCACACCCUACCAUCACCCCUACACCUGCAUCAAACCAGCACACCGCCCAUCCGUCCGUUUUCACCCAAAUCCACAUUCUUCACUCGGCCUUCUCGCGAGAAACAAUAUAUACAUAGUGAUUUGCCGUUUCGGACUGGUAAACCAGUAGACGCUUCUUCUGUUGGUACGGCGCAGGGACAGAGUCUAGGUACUGGGGAUACGGAUGGCAUGGAGGAGGCUCUUGGAGCAGGUACUGCAGGGCGUAGCAGUGCGGUAAUGGGGGUGCUGAAUUCCGGGGCAGUGUGGCGUGGGAGGCUGGAUGGGCUUGUGAUAAGGACGAAGCGCUGGGUGGCAGGGGAGGGCGAGGCCGGGGUUGGGGCUUUGUUGCCUGUUGGGCGGUCGGAGGGGUGA